Messenger RNA from Diorhabda carinulata, 666 nucleotides. RefSeq lists its product as uncharacterized. The transcript is spliced from 4 exons. The coding region runs from base 1 to 666 and encodes 221 amino acids. The record is from RefSeq and is a predicted model, not a curated record. Lineage: Eukaryota; Metazoa; Arthropoda; Insecta; Coleoptera; Chrysomelidae.
AUGAAGGGACUCGACCAGAUAGCAAAUAAAAAAGUAAACAUUAUAUCCCAAUAUAUAAUAAAGCCAGAACCACAGACUCUUUUGGAUACCAAAUCAUUAAGUAAUGCAAACAGUGAAGUUACUGAACAUGAGAAAACAAAUUCCUCGCAGUCACCAUCCCAACGGGCUGUCACACCAAUUUCAAGUACAGUUAGAUGUAGAAGGACUCUUUUUAAGGACGUUGAAGGCUUGUGUUCAACACAGAUAACACCAAGAAAGCAAAAGUUGAUGGUUAUUGUGAAGAGGAAGCAGGGUCGCAUAAGAAAAUUACAAAAAGUUUGCAAACAAAAAGGGAAAAGGAUUAAAACUUUAGAAAAUAUAGCAAUGAAUAAUUGUUUCAAAGGCAUGCCAUCUACCAUAUCUAACUUUAUGAUGUCUCAGGUUCGUUGUGCCAAGCGCUCGCCACAUGGAAGACGGUGGACACUGGAUGACAAAAUAACGUCUUUAGCGAUUUAUAAACGAAUCCCAAAAUGCUAUGCUUUAUUAGAACGUCUCUUAGUACUUCCAUCAAGAAGAACACUUUUUUCAUUACUGCAGAGCAUUCCUUUCGAUGUGGGAAUUAAUGAACGCCUUUUCCUUCAUCUGGGGCACUGCCUUCAACGAUUUGAUGAAAAGGAUCGUUUUUGA